AUGAUGGGUCUGCUUCUGCACCUUCCCCGUCUUUCCAACACAGGGCAUUCAUCACAAAACUCAUCACAAACCUCGCUCACUUCGCCUCGAAGUUCACUGCUGGAAGAUGUGGGCAACCGCAAAAUCGAUGAUCAAAAGAUCUGCCAGUGGUAUUGUUGUCAAUGUGGCCAAAGUUAUGGAUCGAUAACUUACACUGGUGAAGAACGUCAUAAUAAUCUGGAAGAUCUAUCCACCAAACCAGACUCGCAGUCCACCAAUGAAAAUCGUGAGCAUCACGACGAAUCCAACCCACUUCAGGCUUUGCGCUACUACAGCCAGUUUGUGUAUGAUAAUCCGGUCACCGGUGCAUACUCAUAUGCCGCUUCGCACAUUCGCGGAUUUCUCGACGGAGAUUCUACAUCCGAAGAAGGCGAAGAAACUGAUGGAUCGCAGUCGUCACAUCCACCCCAAGUAUCGCGACAAAGCCUGACCAACGAUGUAACCAGCUCCAAUUACCUGAUUCAACUCGACUCGCAACAAGUGUAUAUUUCCGUCCCCAGUCGGUUCAAUUGUCAUCGAUGCAACCAUAUGAUGUGUCCCUACUGCUUGAAAAUACGAGUCAAAGAUCUCAAACACAAAUAA
This is a messenger RNA of Meyerozyma guilliermondii ATCC 6260, 621 nucleotides long. RefSeq lists its product as uncharacterized. NCBI's taxonomy places the organism in Eukaryota, Fungi, Ascomycota, Pichiomycetes, Serinales, Debaryomycetaceae. The transcript has a single exon. The record is from RefSeq and is a predicted model, not a curated record. The coding region runs from base 1 to 621 and encodes 206 amino acids.